This is a messenger RNA of Galeopterus variegatus (Sunda flying lemur), 1428 nucleotides long. RefSeq names its product saoe class I histocompatibility antigen, A alpha chain-like. Gene Ontology annotation, biological process: immune response; antigen processing and presentation of endogenous peptide antigen via MHC class Ib; antigen processing and presentation of endogenous peptide antigen via MHC class I via ER pathway, TAP-independent. Lineage: Eukaryota; Metazoa; Chordata; Mammalia; Dermoptera; Cynocephalidae. Gene Ontology annotation, molecular function: signaling receptor binding; peptide antigen binding. The record is from RefSeq and is a predicted model, not a curated record. Gene Ontology annotation, cellular component: external side of plasma membrane.
AUGGGGGUCAUGACUCCCCAAACCCUCCUAAUGCUGCUCUCGGGGGCCCUGGUCUUGACCGAGACCCGGGCGGGCUCCCACUCCCUGCGGUAUUUCGACACCGCCGUGUCCCGGCCCGGCCGCGGGGAGCCCCGCUUCAUCUCCGUCGGCUACGUGGACGACACGCAGUUCACGCGGUUCGACAGCGACGCCGCGAGUCCGAGGGUGGAGCCGCGGGCGCCGUGGGUGGAGCAGGAGGGGCCGGAGUACUGGGAGCGGGAGACGCGGAACGUCAAGGGCCACGCACAGACUUACCGAGUGAACCUGCGGACCGCGCUCCGCUACUACAACCAGAGCGAGGCUGGGUCUCACACCAUCCAGGUGAUGUACGGCUGCGACGUGGGGCCAGACGGGCGCUUCCUCCGCGGGUACUGGCAGGAAGCCUACGACGGCGCGGAUUACAUCGCCCUGAACGAGGACCUGCGCUCCUGGACCGCGGCCGACGCGGCGGCUCAGAUCACCCGGCGCAAGUGGGAGGCGGCCGGUGAGGCGGAGCAAGAGCGGGCCUACCUGGAGGGCCCCUGCGUGCAGUGUCUCCGCAGAUACCUGGAGAACGGGAAGGAAGCGCUGCAGCGCGCAGAUCCUCCAAAGACACACGUGACCCACCAUCCCAUCUCUGACCAUGAGGCUACCCUGAGGUGCUGGGCUCUGGGCUUCUACCCUGCAGAGAUCACCAUAACCUGGCAGCGUGAUGGGGAGGACCAGACUCAGGACACGGAGCUUGUGGACACCAGGCCUGCAGGGGAUGGAACCUUCCAGAAGUGGGCGGCUGUGGUGGUGCCUUCUGGGGAGGAGCUGAGAUACAUGUGCCAUGUGCAGCAUGGGGGGCUGCCUGAUCGCCUCACCCUGAGAUGGGAGCCACCUCCUCAGCCCACCAUCCCCACUAUGGGCAUUGUUCUGGCCUGGUUCUCCUUGGAGCUGUGGUCGCUGGAGCUGUGGUUGCUGUUGUGAUGUGGAGGAAGAAGAGCUUAGCAUGAGACAGCUGCCUUGCAAAGACUGAGUGAUGCUGUUUGUUCACACCUCCCCUUUGCGACUUAAGAACGCUCUUUCUGCAAAUGGCAUCUGAAUGUGUCUGCACUCCUGUUAGUAUGACGUGAGGUGUGGAAGACCAGCCCACCCCUGCCCACCAAGACCUCUCCUCACCCUGACCUGUGUUCCCUUUUCCACUCAACUUGCCCCUAAGCAGCGGUGGGGCUGGGAGGUCUCCACCCCCAUCUUAACUUCAUGGUGCACUAAGGGCAGCUUUUUACUUCUCUAAUGAAAAUAAGAAUCUGAAUAUGUUUGUUUUUUCAAAUUCUUGCUGUGAGGGGAUGAUAGAUUAAUUGGAAGAGAGGAAGAUUUGUAAAAAUUUGAGUGGAAAUAAAUGGAGACAGUGAGAACUUUCUAGAA